Molecule: messenger RNA, 3182 nt
Organism: Pseudovirgaria hyperparasitica
Lineage: Eukaryota; Fungi; Ascomycota; Dothideomycetes; Acrospermales; Acrospermaceae
Product: transcription elongation complex subunit
Exons: 6
Coding region: 1-3090 (1029 amino acids)
Biological process (GO): positive regulation of transcription elongation by RNA polymerase II; transcription elongation by RNA polymerase II
Cellular component (GO): FACT complex
Molecular function (GO): nucleosome binding
Source: RefSeq, a predicted model, not a curated record
AUGGCGGAAGAGAUCACCAUCGACAAGACCAUAUUCCAUGACCGUCUCUCGUCUUUCCUUACGGAAUGGAAGGGAGACAAGCGUGACGCGUCUUUCAACGGUGUCAACUCCAUCAUUUUGCUGCUUGGGAAGGCAAGCGGCGAUCCGAAUAACUACAACAAAGCGGCCGCUUUUCAGCUAUGGCUGCUAGGUUAUGAGUUCCCUGCGACCCUGAUGGUCCUGACCCCCGAUGUGGUACAUAUUGUUACUACUAAGAAGAAGGCAUCGUACCUAGAGCCUUUGAAAGGUGGCGCAGUACAUCUUGAGAUACAUAUUCGCGGCAAGGACGCAGAUGAGAAUGCGAAGCAAUUUCAGCAAAUCACGGAUAUUAUCAAAGGAGCAGGAAAGAAAGUCGGUAUCUUGACGAAAGACAACCAAGUUGGUCCGUUCGCAGACGAGUGGAAGAAAUCAUACGAGGCCGUCUCGAAAGGAUUGGAGGAGGUGGACAUCGCAACGACCAUCUCUAUAGCAGCCCUGUCUGUGAAAGAUGGAGAAGAACUGCGUACGAUGCGUGAUGCUGCGCGAGCAUCAUCUGGACUGAUGCAAAAUUUCUUCGUGGAUGAGAUGUCGACUAUUCUGGAUGAUGGAAAGAGAGUAACUCACAAGGCUCUUGCGGACAAAGUCGCAGGAAAAAUUGACGACACUGCAUUUUUCAAUAAGCUUAAGAAGGAAACAAAGAUGUCUGCGAACUUCGAUUCCGCGAAUCUCGAUUGGGGUCUUCCUCCAACGAUUCAAAGUGGCGACAAAUUCGACGUGAAGUUUGCCUCUGAGCCUGAUUCCAAUCCGAUCAAAGCUGGCGUCGUUAUACUCGCUCUAGGACUUCGCUAUUCGAGUUACGGCUCCCAGGUCGCAAGAACGUAUAUGGUGGACCCUUCCAAAUCACAGGAGACGAAUUAUAGGCUUCUCUACUCCAUCCAUCAGGAAGUCAUAAAGGCGCUACGGGACAAUGUCCCCACCAAAGAGGUUUACAACAAGGCAAUCGGCCUCUUGCGCGCAAAGAAACCAGAUCUAGAAAAACACUUUCCCAAAAAUGUGGGUUAUGGUAUUGGGAUCGAGGGCAAGGACAACACGCUUCUCUUGAGUGGGAAAAAUGGCCGUACGUUGAAGGACGGUAUGACUCUGCUUGUUACCACGAGCUUCGACAACAUACCAAAUCCGGAUGGCAAGGGCAAGAGUUCUUACUCACUCGUCCUUACUGAUACUGUCCGCGUCACUAAGGAUGCAACUGCUGUGUUCACCAAAGACGCAGUAGCGGAGGUAGAGGAGAUCUCGUACUUUUUCAACGAAAGUGAAGAGGAGGAAAAACCCAAGAAAGCCAAAAAAGACAACAAAGUCGGCGCUGUCGCUCGACAGAACAUACAAAAGACUAGGCUGCGUGCGGAGCGCACCACUAAUCAGGACGCCGAGAAGGAAGCCGCUCGACGAGAACAUCAGAAAGAGUUGCACCAAAAGAAGCAGAAAGAAGGUCUCGAGGUCUAUGGUAAAGGGACUGGCGCCUUGAACGGCACGGAAGAAAAGAAGUUCAAGCGUUUCGAAUCGUACAAGCAGCACAACCAAUUUCCAUCGAGAGUCAAAGACCUAGUGAUCGUCGUCGACACGAAGAAUUCUACGGUAAUCCUUCCGAUCAUGGGCCGGCCGGUGCCCUUCCAUAUCAACACUAUCAAGAACGCAACGCAUUCGCCUGAAGGUGAUUUUACGUCCCUUCGUAUCAACUUCUUGUCUCCCGGGCAAGGUGUCGGCAGGAAAGACGAUCAGCCUUUCGAAGACCCGACAGCUCAUUUCGUGCGAAGCUUGACCUUCAGAUCACGCGAUAUUGAACGUAUCGAUGAUAUCACGAGGCAGAUCACGGAACUGAAAAGAGAUAUUGUUCGUAGAGAGAACGAAAAGAAGCAGAUGGAGGAUGUCGUGGAGCAAGACAAGUUGAUUGUGCUCAAAAACCGAAAACCAUACAACCUGGAUCUGGUCUAUCUGCGGCCGCAACUCGAAGGAAAACGUAUGCCUGGUCUACUAGAAAUCCAGCAAAACGGUCUUCGAUAUCACCAUGGCAUGGGCGGUGGUCCAAAAGUCGACAUCCUAUUUGGCAACAUCAAGCAUCUUUUCUUCCAACCCUGCCAACACGAACUCAUAGUCAUCAUUCACGUCCACCUGAAGAAUCCUAUCAUGGUCGGCAAGAAGAAGACGAAGGACGUCCAAUUCUAUCGCGAGGCAACCGAUAUGGCUUUCGACGAGACGGGUAAUCGUCGUCGUAAACACCGCUAUGGCGAUGACGAGGAAUUUGAGGCUGAACAAGAAGAGCGUCGGCGACGCGCGGAGCUCGACAAGCAAUUUAAGAGCUUCGCGGAGAAGAUCGCCGAUGCUGGACGGAGUGAGAAUGUCAGCGUAGACGUGCCCUUCCGUGAGCUUGGUUACAAUGGUGUACCAGCCCGCUCGUCCGUCUUGAUUCAGCCCACCACAGACUGCUUAGUGCAGCUCACCGAACCCCCAUUCUUAGUUCUCACACUGUCCGAGAUUGAAGUCGUCCAUCUUGAGCGCGUUCAGUUCGGCCUCAAGAACUUCGACAUGGUACUAAUCUUCCGCGACUUCAAUCGCCCGCCCGCGCACAUCAACACGAUCCCCGUUGAAUCUCUCGACGCUGUCAAGGACUGGCUUGAUAGCUGCGAAAUCCCCUUCUCCGAGGGCCCGCUCAACCUCAACUGGGCGCCCAUCAUGAAGACCGUCACAUCGGACCCACACGCUUUCUUUGAAGACGGCGGCUGGUCGUUUCUGCAGGCUGAGAGCGAUGAUGAGGGCGACGAGUCAGAAGAGCAAGAGAGUGACUUUGAGAUGGACGAGAGUGAUCUAGCUAGUGUCAGCGAAAGCGACGAUGAGAGCGACUUUGACGAGAAUGCCUCUGCUGAGGCCAGUGAUGCGAGUGACAUGAGCGAUGAGGAAGAAGGUGAGGAUUGGGACGAUAUGGAGAGGAAGGCGGCCAAGGCGGAUAAGGAGCGCGUGCCCGAGGACGAUGAUGAUCGGAAAAAGAGUGCCAAGGGAGGGCAGAAGAGGAAGCGAUGAGAGGACACGGCUGUACUACUCGUUGGGUCACACGGGGCUUGUUUGUAUAUGAGGUGUAUGGUCUUGCGCACUACGCGCUGGUCUUGGUGCAA